CUCAAACUCAGGACAGACUUAAUAACAGCCGGACAUCAGGGCACCACGUGACACUGUGUCUGAUUUGAAGUGAGCGCUGUGAAGAGCGAGGGUCCCACAGCAGCGAGGCGUUUGUAGUGACAUAAAGUGCUUCUCUGAGUGUGUUUCGCUGGACGAUAAACUUAUGCCAUUAGUGGCAAAGGUAAGGCGAAGCUGCAAAUGGGCGGCAUAGGCGGGAACCUUUACCUCAGCAUGUUGAAUGGGACUGAAACACAAACUUUCGGGAAGAGUCCGGCUGACAUUCACCUGCACCGCGGCGGGAAGGACCUAAGCGACUUCAAAAUGGGCAUCCAGGAGCCCCGCUUUUACUACACAGACGGAGUCCAGGGCGGACAGGACGCGUUGACUUUGCCCUUUCACUCAGAACAAACUGUGGGUGGCUACGGGGGGCAGCCCACCCGCUUUUACGCUCAGUCCCUCAGUAGCUGUCCAUACGGAGAGGUGCGGAGGAGUGGGAUAGCGGCACACGCGCAGGGGUACAUCCCCGCUCCAACCCCGGGCGACGGGUUUUCAGCAGGGGGCAAAGACGUUUACCACCCAUCUUCUCCUGAAUACUCCAGCAGCUUCCAGCACGGCUUCCAGCGGCCGCCGCUCUACCCGCUCCCAGGGCUGCAGGUCUGUGGAAAGACGCAGGCGCUGCUCAAUAAUUACCCGCUAUGGGCCAAGUUCCACAAGUUUCAGACCGAGAUGAUUAUCACCAAACAGGGCAGGAGGAUGUUUCCUUUCUUGAGCUUCAACAUCAGUGCUCUGGAUCCUUCCGCUCAUUAUAAUGUCUAUGUGGAUGUGGUUUUGGCUGAUCAGCACCACUGGAGGUACCAAGGAGGCAAGUGGGUCCAGUGCGGCAAGGCAGAGGGCAGCAUGCCAGGAAACCGGAUGUACAUGCACCCAGACUCUCCCAACACUGGAGCUCACUGGAUGAGACAGGAAGUGUCCUUCAGCAAACUCAAACUCACCAACAACAAGGGCAGCACCAAUAAUGUGGCACAGAUGGUGGUGCUGCAGUCGCUCCACAAGUACCAGCCUCGUCUUCACAUCGUGGAGGUGAAGGAGGAUGGAUCCGAGGACCCCUUCCUCUCGUCCAAGGCCCAGACGUUUGUGUUUCCUGAGACGCAAUUCAUCGCUGUCACUGCUUAUCAAAACGCAGAUAUCACUCAACUGAAAAUAGACCAUAACCCCUUCGCUAAAGGUUUCCGAGACAAUUAUGACACUUUAUACGCCCCUCCUGACUCAGACCGCCUCACCCCUUCUCCCUCCGAAAACCAGCAGCUGUUGGCGGGCACCUGCUACCCUCCUCAGGGCUACCAUCUCACGGAUCAGUACAUGAGCCCUCUGCCCCAAAGCCGCUUCUUCAGUCGGGACGCAUUGGGUGGCAUGGGUCAGCAGUCUAAAGACCCCUCCUCUUCAAGCCCGGGACCCCAUAGCCGCUGGUACCAACCCCCGAAUCGUCUUGACUUCACGUCCUCGUACGAAGGGGAAUUUUCAAAUGGUUUCUACAAGCCCUUUCCUUUGCAAACGUCCCCGCACCACCCACUCAGUUAUUACCCUGAUCACACAUUUGGGGGAGGUAGUGUUUCAGUAUCAGGCCCUGUUGCACCAGGAUGGGGCGCAAAUCGACCCUUUACCCAUUCGAGUAAACCUCCAUCCACUUUAGGCUGGUUUAGACCGAUAUCAUCCUCGUCCUCAUCUUCGUCUUCCUCAAUAUCACCUGGGAACCCAAGACUCCACCCGUCUUCACUGCUGGAACCCCUCCCUCUGCCUUUGCAACAGAACAAGUCUAAAGAUGUCGGAGUGAGAGAGGAGACGUGGUUAGAACCAGUUUCUGUUAAAUCUGCAGACUCGAUGGACUCAGGUUUGUUUGAAAGUGGAGUUUCGGACAAUAAGAAAAGAAGGGUCUCUCCGUACGCGUCCAGCACUGAAAACUCCCCUCCGUCCCGUGCUGGAGAGGACAACAACAGUGACGUAGACUAUUACGGCUACUACACGCACUGAGGACCUGAAACUAAGCCUAUUUUGGUGUUUAUCUUUUUCCUGUACACACAAACUCAAAUGUGACUCACUCAAGCCAUAGUUAAGUGCUAAGGUUAAGCAGAAUACUAGCCUGGCCAGUUUGACCCAUUCUCUUUCAUUAACAAGUAAAGUCAGUCUGGAAUCCUUUCACACUAAAAUCCUGUCCAUGGGUUUUGGAAAGAUGAAAAAUUAGGACAGUUGCCAUAGUGAUAAAUAAUUUUGAAAGAAAAUGUUAUAUCUGUGUGAAUAUGGAAAGUCCUGAAAUAGUCACAGAGUGGUAACCCAUGAAUAAGAUCCAUGCAGAUUUGAAUGCAAAUCUUAAAUGUGUUAGAAUAUUCAAACUUGGGUACAACUUUGAGUACGGUGCUACUGAUCCAACAUUUGAAGGUUUAAGCAUUGUUUUGUUUCUUCGAUCAUUUCAUAUUUUGUUGCUCUUCAAUAAAAACAAAAUAUAUACACAUACUGGGACUGACUGACCAGGCUAAAAAAAUGCAACCAUCAAAAGGCUUUGUCAAAGUGUCAAAAGAUAACAUAAGUUUUCAAGAUUUAUGUCAGAGUUAGUUUACAGAAACAGAUCACGAAGAAGUGCCCGGUCUUGCCCCACUGUCCUAGAGGCACAUAAACACCUCACCUGUGACUUUCCAAACGUGUAAAUUUAAAAAAACAUGAUAUUUGUAUCUCUGAGCCUGACAGCCACCCUGAGGAAAUUGUCCCUUUCUUCAUACAUCAAAAUGUCUGUCUGUGUAGUUUCAUCCGUCCCUUGUCUUUUAACUCAAAACCACAGUUCACAGUUAUUCAGCGCUGACUCCCACAAUAUGCAGGUAUUCAUUUCUCCAUUUCCCCCUCAUGAUUUUGCAGCAAUAGUGAUACAUUUCGUAUAACAACUCACUAAGAUGCUAAGCAAGAUGGCGUCCACUAGUGGUGAGGUAAAGGAACUUGAAGUUGAAAGCACAGACUUAAGAUUAAUACAGGAAUUCUGGGCUGGAUGAUAGAUAGAAGAGUUUCAGGACUAAUUAUAUAGGCAACAUUAAAAUAGCCCCCAAGAAGAUUAGAAGUAAUAUUGUUCAUUUAGAAAAAGACAGAAACACAAGUCAUAUUUUAUUACUUUACAUCCACUGUCACGUUUUGCUUUUUUAAACUCUCAAUGGUGCAAAUACUUAACCAAUGCAGUAUGUAAAUUUAUACAAUAUGUUACAAAUGCAAAAGACAAAAUCACUGCCCUUUGCUUAGGUGAAGUUGGGGGUUUCUUGCAAAUCUGUACUUCCAGUCAAAACAUCACUUUCAAUUGGAUACACACCUAAGCAACGGUACACUAAUGUCCCCAUAUUUACCCUCUGCAUUUGACCCAUCCUGGAUUAAAGCACAUGUGACAAUAGCAGGUGAUGUGUUAAAGUGGGUCAUUGAAAGGGGCUGCAUUUGUAGGUAAAUAAAGAGGACAGUGUCGCCUUCACAGCAACAGGAAGAACAGGAAGCUUGGAGUGACCAGGCGUCUCCCCCCAUAGACUCCACCAUGACGUGACACAAGUCGGCCCUGAUCAGAGAACUGCCCCUCACAUGCUGCAGGUGCGCCAGCUGCCCCUGACAUCACUGGGGGCAGAUAACCACAUUCUAAAGCUAAAAGAACAGAUAAAGUAGGCUUAUGCAGUGUAUGGGUGUUCGUUUGCCACACAAUGCAAGGGACAGACAAAUCAUGAUGGGGGUUUAAAAUGUGCCAUAAAGCAGGACAAUCAACCUCAAGUGUGCUCUGUAAAAUGUGGUAACACUUUAAAAUAACUACACAUUAAUUGACCUUAAUAAAGCAUAAACAAAGAAGCCAAAAUUGUUUAUUCUGGCUUAGUAACUACUUAAUUAAUACCCUAACCUUUUAAUUAACUAGCUGCUAAGCCUGUAUCGUUCCUAAUAAACAACUUUUUCAUUAGUAAGUAUGUUUUUCUUCAUUGUUUAUUAAUGGCUAAUUCAGGUGUAGUUAUAAAGUGGUACCAAAAAUGUAAAUUCUUUUUUCAAUAAUGUCAGUUUUUAUAUUGAUACCCUAUUUCAAAAAGCAAUUGAAUAUUUUGUGACAAUUAAAUGCUGAGAAUAGUAUGAUGUGAUUGGACCCAUAUGUAAGUUGUGUAUUAUCUAUUAUCUGAUAUAAUAAUGAAAUCUGAGGAACAUGUAAAUAAAGUGCGACUAACUAAUUGGAUCUAAGGGUUAUUUAAAUAUGCACUGAUGGAUAAGUGCAGUGUGUUGUGGAUCAACACUGAUGCUGAUUUUGAAAUGAUAAAGGCCUGACACCUGCUGGUGAGCUCCAGUAUUACAGCAAAUUGUUCCAUACCUUAAAUGUAAUGUUCAAAUCCUUCCAUGUCUUCUGUUUGUUUUUUACCCCUUUGUUCACUCAGUUUAAAAUGAGGCCACAUACAGGCUUUAAUAUCAGGGAUUUAAACUGUAAAUUAGUAAAUACAGAACAGGGUAAAGUCAAGUGUGACGCAUGUUAUUUUUGUGAGUGAUCGAUGUGCACUGUUAAUGUCCAGGAAAAACUGCCAAUUAUAUUCACCAGUACAGAAGAGGGCUGUACAUAUAUGUGCAGCAAUGUGAAGGGGAAUAGUUGUUAUCACACACAUAUUUUAAUUUAAUUUGCUUAAUUACAAUGCAAUUUUUGAAGUGAAACUGUAAUUUAUUUAAAGUGGCAACUGUAUAUUGUAUUGUUCUUUUUAUUAAUAAAAUUAAUUAAUAAUACC
Periophthalmus magnuspinnatus is the source of this 4763-nucleotide messenger RNA. It is a transcript of the gene tbx21, whose product is annotated as T-box transcription factor 21. Gene Ontology annotation, biological process: lymphocyte migration; regulation of transcription by RNA polymerase II; positive regulation of DNA-templated transcription. NCBI's taxonomy places the organism in Eukaryota, Metazoa, Chordata, Actinopteri, Gobiiformes, Gobiidae. Bases 199 to 2028 code for a protein of 609 amino acids. The record is from RefSeq and is a predicted model, not a curated record. Gene Ontology annotation, molecular function: RNA polymerase II cis-regulatory region sequence-specific DNA binding; DNA-binding transcription factor activity, RNA polymerase II-specific. Gene Ontology annotation, cellular component: nucleus. The transcript is spliced from 6 exons.